AUGGCGCCCGUCGAGCCGCCGCCUGCGGGCAGCAGCGCCAUGACGUACGAGCAGCUGCGGCAGGCGAAAAUGCAGGCGACGCAGCGCGCGUUCGCGGAACUGCAGAGUCUGUCGGCGGAUUUAACCCAGGAGACCCGGCGGCAGGCCGGCGAGAAACAGCAGCAGCCCCGCCGGUCGUGGACGCGGCGAAAGCUCUUCGAUAAAGUUCGUCGAUCCGGCAGGCUUCAAAACGCCCCUGCUACCCAAUACCUCGAACUGGACGACAGAACGCCAGAGUGCAGCACCGCACGAAUCUCUGCCGGUCGCCGAACCUGGCAGCUUCGGUCUAUGGGCUCGUCGGCAGGCUCGGCCGAGGCUGGGAUGGUGGUUCGGUGCGGGAAGGAGGUGUACACUGAGGAAGACCUGAGGAAGCUUCGUGGGCAUGUGAAGCCUUAUGGUAUCAACGUUGAGCGAUACAAGAACAGGGUCUAUGACCCUGUGAAUGGGAAGUCCUGUCACCAAUGCAGGCAAAAGACGCUGGGCCUGCGCACUGAGUGUGCGGCGUGCAAGGAUCGCUCAGUGUGCGGGCAGUUCUGCGGGGACUGCCUGUUUUUGAGAUACGGUGAGAACAUAGAGGAGGCACUAGCAGACCCGGAGUGGGAGUGCCCGGUGUGUCGGGACAUCUGCAACUGCUCCAUCUGCAGGAACCGCAAGGGGUGGGGACCCACUGGACAGCUCUUUCACAAGGUGUGGGGUGCGGGCUACCAGUCCGUUGCACACUACCUCAUGCUCACACGUAUGGCCAAAGGGGGAGAGAACACAGGGGAGCGGACGGAUGGGGAUGAGGUGGAGGAGGGGAAUGGGAGUGAGGAGGUGGGGGGAGCGGAGGGAGGGAGUGAGGGAGCGGGAGGAGAGAGUGAGGAGGGAGAUGAGGAGGAAGGGAGUGAGGAGGAGGGGGAACGGGAGAGGAGUGAGAUCACAUUGAUAGAAGAGUGUAAGGAUGGGAAUGAGAAGUCGCGGACGAGAAAGAGAAAGGGCGGGGUUGAGAGGAGUGCCAUGGAGACGAGAGGAGGGAAACAGGGACUCGGGAGGAAGAAGAAGUGUGUGAUCAGAAAGGGAGAGGAGGAGGAAGAAGAUGUUGUGGAGGUUCAGGUGUGCAGAACGGUGGUGCAAGUGAAAGAGGAGAGGGAGGAGGGAGAGAUGGGGGGAGGUUUGGAGAUUGAGUGGACCAAGAUGAGAGCAGUGAAGGAGGAGGAAAAGAAGGAGCAGGAGGAGGUGGAGGAGGUGGAGGAGGAGGAGGAGGUGGAGAGAAAAGAGGAAGAAGGGCUAAGGCGGACAGGGCAGGUGAAAGUCAAGACGGAAAAUACACCAACGGCACGUGGGAAAGAGGCAUUUGGCGGUUGUGGUACGAGUAAAUGGUGCAUCAAGAAAGGUUCACUUGUUGAGAUAGCCACCACAGGAGCAGGUGCAGGGAGCGAGGUGAAGAGAGAAGAAAGUGAGGUGAAACGAGAAAGUGGGAUAUUGACAAGGAGGGCUGCGGCAAGACUGGAAGCAGAAGCUGCCAAGUGCAGGGCUGCUGAUGCCCGGGUUUUGCGGUCUCGCAUCAUCCAUUCGCCACGGACAGGCGGAGCAGCAGGAGCAUGCAGAGCAGGAGCGGGUGGAGCAGGAGCAGCAGCGGGGAGAGCAGGAGUGGCAGCCGGAGGGCCUUACAAGCGAAGCGGUACAAAGUCGGGCCUUGAGACAGUUGUGAGGAGCGCUGUAAAGGGGAUAGGCAAAGGGGGAAGCAGAGAGGAAGUGGAAGAGGAUAAGGUACAGUUGAGGCAUCUCCAAAAGGACGAGGAGUAUGAUAGUGAUGAUGAUGUGAUCGAAGUGGUGGUUGCUAGGACAGUUUAG
This is a messenger RNA of Closterium sp. Naga37s-1, 1872 nucleotides long. The record is from the annotation of a GenBank genome assembly. Lineage: Eukaryota; Viridiplantae; Streptophyta; Zygnematophyceae; Desmidiales; Closteriaceae.